AUGCUUUCUGUGUGUGGCUCCCUGGUCCCCAUCUCAGCCUCUGGGCUGUUUCUAGUGGCCACUACCUUCUGCCUCGUCUUCUGGCUGGUCAAGAUAUCAAAAUCCCAGGUCCCUAAAGGCCUGAAGAGUCCACCAGGGCCCUGGGGGUGGCCCCUGAUCGGCCAUGUGCUGACCCUGGGGAAGAACCCCCACCUGGCGCUGACCAGGCUGAGCCAGCAGUACGGGGACAUCCUGCAGAUCCGCCUCGGGUCCACCCCCGUGGUGGUGCUGAGCGGCCUGGACACCAUCCGCCAGGCCCUGGUGAAGCAAGGUGAUGAUUUCAAGGGCCGGCCAGAUUUCCACAGCUUUGCAUUCAUCAAUAAUGGUCAAAGCAUGACCUUCAACUCAGACUCUGGCCCCACGUGGGCUGCCCGCCGGCGCCUGGCUCAGAAUGCCCUGAAGAAUUUCUCCGUGGCCACUGACCCCACCUCCGCCUCUUCCUGUUAUCUGGAAGAACAUGUGAGCAAAGAGGCCGAGUACCUCAUCCACAAGUUCCAGGAGCUCAUGGCGGAAGUUGGGCACUUCGAUGCCUAUAGAUAUGUGGUAAUGUCCGUGGCCAAUGUCAUCUGUGCCAUGUGCUUUGGCCGGCGCUACGAUCACGAUGAUGAGCUGCUGCUGAGUCUGGUGAACCUGAAUAAUGAAUUUGGAGAGGUGUUAGCCUCAGGACACCCCGUGGACUUCAUCCCCAUCCUCCGCUACCUGCCCAGCCGCGCCCUCAGGGACUUCAAGGAGCUGAAUAAGAAGUUCUACGUCUUCAUGCAAACCCUGGUCCAGGAACACUAUAGAACAUUCCAGAAGGGCCAUAUCCGGGACAUCACAGACAGUCUCAUCGAGCACUGUCAGGAUAAGAAGCUGGAUGAGAAUGCCAAUAUUCAACUGUCAGACGAGAAAAUAAUCGCCAUUGUGGUGGACCUCUUUGGAGCAGGAUUUGACACUAUCACAACUGCCAUCUCCUGGUGCCUCAUGUACUUGGUGAAGAACCCAGGGAUCCAGAGAAAGAUCCAGAAGGAGCUGGACGCAGUGGUCGGCAGGGAGCGGCGGCCCCGGCUCUCUGACCGACCCCAGCUGCCCUACCUGGAGGCCUUCAUCCUGGAGACGUUCAGACACAGCUCCUUCGUCCCCUUCACCAUCCCCCACAGCACCACAAAACACACAAGUCUGAAUGGCUUUUAUAUCCCCAAGGGGCGAUGCAUCUUUGUGAACCAAUGGCAGAUCAACCACGACCAGAAGCUGUGGGGUGACCCAUCUGAGUUCAGGCCUGAGCGGUUCCUUUCCCCUGAUGGCACUGUGGACAAGGUCCUGAGUGACAAGGUCAUCCUCUUUGGCCUGGGCAAACGGAAAUGUCUUGGGGAGGUCAUCGGCCGCUGGGAGGUCUUCCUCUUUCUAGCCAUUCUGGUCCAGCAGGUGGAAUUCAGCGUGUCACCUGGGAAGAAGGUAGACAUGACCCCCAUCUAUGGGCUGACCAUGAAACAUCGUCGCUGCGAGCAUUUCCAAAUACAGCUGCGCUCUUUUGGGUCCGGGAGCCCUGAUGCCUAG
Messenger RNA from Dipodomys ordii (Ord's kangaroo rat), 1575 nucleotides. RefSeq names its product cytochrome P450 1A1. The transcript has 6 exons. The record is from RefSeq and is a predicted model, not a curated record. The coding region runs from base 1 to 1575 and encodes 524 amino acids. Lineage: Eukaryota; Metazoa; Chordata; Mammalia; Rodentia; Heteromyidae. Gene Ontology annotation, molecular function: heme binding; steroid 17-alpha-monooxygenase activity; oxidoreductase activity, acting on paired donors, with incorporation or reduction of molecular oxygen, reduced flavin or flavoprotein as one donor, and incorporation of one atom of oxygen. Gene Ontology annotation, biological process: progesterone metabolic process; hormone biosynthetic process.